Messenger RNA from Hypanus sabinus (Atlantic stingray), 5446 nucleotides. RefSeq names its product NACHT, LRR and PYD domains-containing protein 3-like. Lineage: Eukaryota; Metazoa; Chordata; Chondrichthyes; Myliobatiformes; Dasyatidae. Gene Ontology annotation, molecular function: protein binding. The coding region runs from base 1303 to 4392 and encodes 1029 amino acids. The record is from RefSeq and is a predicted model, not a curated record. Gene Ontology annotation, cellular component: cytoplasm. The transcript is spliced from 10 exons.
AUGCCCCUCGACAGGGUAAAAAUAACCACUGGAAUUUUAGUGUCACCAUUACAAAAUGGCUGAAUGUUCAGUUCAUCUUCGUCACAAUGAAACUGAGAACAUGUGACACUGAGUUUGAUGUUUCCCUGUUCGCGAGCCACUUCCUCCGUCACCAGGGCAACAGCUCACCAGAGCUGCAGAGAGUGUUGAACGUGUUUCUCGCUCUCUGGUUGCUGUCUCUCAGAGGAGAGAGACUGGCCUCAGAGACGAGGAUGCUUUGAGCAUUUACUGUCCGGGAUGGAAUGAAGAAGAUUGCAGGAAUUGGACCUGGGAUACCACACCCGAUUUGAUCCGGAUAAAAUGAGUCCGGGGAUCAAGCUGUCCGUGUUUAUGAGAUGUUGAGCGAGUACUUCUGGUCUGUGCUCAGGUGUUUGGUUGUGAACUUCCUUUGGAAGCAAAGCAGAGACCGAGUGCCCGUUCCAUCCCUCACAGGGAGAGGCUGUAUUUAAAUACGGUGUUUUGUGUUUACACCGGUAGAAAGAGACCGGGGUUUCAGAAUUCAAUUCGUAUUUGGAAAUCCCCUCUGACUGUCACCUGUCCAUCGGCCAGUGGGAGUCAAAGAGAAACUCAAGGUGCUGAAGAUAGAACAGAACAUGGAACAGUACAUCGCAGGAACAGGCCUUCCCGCCACAAUGGUGUGCCAAACCAGCGGAAAAGUAAAUAAACACCCCCCGAGAUAAACUAAUGACUCCUUCCUACACAAUGUCCAUAACGUCUCAAUCUUCCUCACACCCAUAUGCUUAUCAAAACUUUUCUUAAAAGCCCCCAUUGUAUUUGCUUCCACCUCCAUAACAGAUAGAACAACCAAUAAUUUACAUUUACAUACCCUGUCGUCAUCAAGUGCUUUUCUGCUAAUAAAUUGUCAGAACCUGCGAAUCUGUGAUUAAGCAGAAUUAGGUUUUACAAUGAAGUUAUGUUCCUGUUUGACCCUGUACCAAAGGCCUGAAAAUUAGGGCCAUCUUAGUGUACACUGUGGCCAGCAUUGUUUCGAUGGGCUGAAGGGUCAGUAUCUGUGCUCUGUUGCUCUGUGCCUCUAUCGGAAGGAUGCUCCAGAUAUCACUGGACAGACAUGGUUUGGGAGUUGAUGCGAACUGCGGCUCUGAUACAGAGAAUGGCUGUACUGUCACAUUUGCAAAGUCUCUCUGAUUCACUGUCUGCUUGUUGUGUGUAAUUCAGGGCAUCAGCAGAAGGCGGCGCUGUCCUGCACCGGGAUCAGAGUGUAGACAAGACGACGACAAUCAACAACCGUCAGUCGGAAUCAGAAUGGCUACAGGUGGGAAAUUAAAUCGGGUACAGAAAGUACUCAAGGGGCUUUUACCAGGCAGCUCAUCGAGGGAAAAUGAUUGGGAUACGGGAAGCAAGGUUCCAAAGCAGGGUCAGAUUGAGAGCAAUGUCCCAAUGGAAUGCGGUCCGGCUGCAGAGGAGGAGAAGCAAAUUCAGCCCAGAGACAGUGACGUCAGAGACACUGAGCAGGACCCUGGAACUGGCACAAGUGAGGCAACUGCCUGUCAGCCCAGAGACAGUGACGUCAGAGACACUGAGCAGGUCCCUGGAACCGGCACAAGUGAGGCGACUGCCUGUCAGCCCAGAGACAGUGACGUCAGAGACACUGAGCAAGACCCUGGAACCAGCACAAGUGAGGCGACUGUCUGUCAGCUCGGAAACUCAUUAAACACGGAAUUGUCGAGUGCCCAACAGGGAGUGGAGUUUACAAUCUCCGACCUCCUGGCAGAGGGGGGCGAGUAUCGACUGUACCAACUGACCAAGUUCUACAGGGACAGACUCAAAUAUGCAAUUGAAGAGAAAGUUGAACGACUCGGUUGGAUGUUGACAAAGGAUGGACAUUUCAGUAGAGAAGAAAAUGAGAAAGUCACUGAACUGACGGAGAAGGGAAACCGGACAGAGAGUUCCAGACUCUUCCUCAGUUUGGUGAAUGGCAAAGGCUCCCGGGCCCGACAGGCGAUGUGGGAAUCCUUUGUGAUGUGGAGGACUGAGUUACCGAAGCUGGACAGGAUACUGAGGGAGAUACAGGAGCUUGGUCCUGACCCAGAGGAAUACAUGAACAUCGCACAAGGGUUGUCUGAGUUACCCACUGAACUGACAGAUGUUCAACAGAAACACAAGGAGACUCUGCGGGCACAAACUGAAACACUGAGAGUGAACACAAUCCUGAUGAGGGAGAAGGUGAAGGUUUUCCAGCUGCUUGAUCGAUACACAAAGCUCACGGUCAUUUCUACUGUUCGAGAUCGGACACUGGUGGAACACGAGCUGCUGGCAAGAGGCAGAGACCACGAGGAUUAUAGAGAGAAACAUCUCCGUGGAGCGUUAGAAAAAAUAGAGACUGCUCAGUUAUUCCACAGCAGUUUUUCCCGGAGAAAAUCCAAAUCUGGCAGUUCUGCAGCAGUAGCCGGAGUGCCAGGAAUCGGGAAAACAACAAUGGUACAGAAGAUUGUUUAUGACUGGGCCGCAGGGAAAAUAUUCCAACAAUUCCAGUUUGUCUUCAGUUUCAAAUUCCGGGAUUUAAACUCUAUUAACUGCAGAAUAAACCUGAGGGAACUGAUUCUGGAUCAAUAUCCUUACUUUGGGAAUAUCCUGAGAGAGGUCUGGAAGUACCCAGAGGCAUUGCUGUUUAUAUUCGAUGGUUUGGAUGAAUUCAAGCACACAAUCGAUUUUGCGGACAGUCGGAGAGAUACAGAACCAAAGCACCAGUGCCCAGAUCCCGAGUGGUGGUGUGAAGUGUCAGACAUUGUGUACAGUUUAAUCCAGGGCAAGCUGCUCCCAGGGUGUUCAGUGCUGGUGACCACCCGCCCCACUGCGUUACAUUUAUUGGAAAAGGCGGAGAUCAGUGUCCUGGCUGAAAUCCUGGGAUUUGUUGGUGAGGAACGGAAGGAAUAUUUCAUUAAGCAUUUUGAAGAUCAGAUGGUAGCAGCAGCUCUUUUCAAACACGUGCAGGAGAACGAGAUCCUGUACACCAUGAGCUACAACCCCUCCUACUGCUGGAUCCUCGCUCUGGCACUGGGCCCCUUCUUCACACAAAGAGUCAGGGACCCGCAAAGAGUUCCCAAGACCAUCACCCAACUGUACUCCUACUAUAUUUACAAUAUCCUAAAAAAUCACGGCCGUGAGAUUGAGAGACCCCGUGAUGUGUUUCUCAGGGUGGGUCAGAUGGCCUACAGAGGAGUGUCCGAGAAGAAGAUUGUGUUUGCAGACGGAGAUUUGAUCAACUACAGUCUGCAGCCUUCCCAGUUCCUGUCCGGGUUCCUGAUGGAGCUUUUGGAGAGAGAGGAUUCUGCCCACAGCGUGGUGUACACAUUCCCACACCUCACCAUCCAAGAGUUUGUAGCUGCAGUCGCACAAUUCCUGACUGUACAUCCCCAGGAUAUCCUGAAAUUCCUCAAUGAAGCCCACAAGACACAAGAUGGGCGAUUUGAGGUAUUUCUCCGCUUUGUUGCUGGUCUCUCCAACCCAAUGACAGCUCGGGGCCUGGAGGAGUUUCUGGGUCCAUUUCCUCAUCAAACAACCUGCCGGGUGAUUGACUGGGUGAAGGAGGAGGUUAAACGCCAGAGUGGAAACACUGGUGACACUGGUAGAAGGAGACUCCUGAACACAUUGCACUACCUGUUUGAGUCUCAGAAUCGUGGACUGGCUCAGGCCGCACUGGGAUCUCUGAAAACACUUUCAUUCCGUGGAAUGACACUGACCCCGGUUGACUGCGCGGUCCUGUCUCAUGCCAUCGGACUCUGUGAUACUAUAAAAGAACUCGACCUGCAGGGCUGCCACAUUCAGUGUGAAGGAAUCCAGCGGCUGGGACCCGGGCUGAACAAGUGCCAGGAGUUGAGACUUGGGGUGAAUGACCUGGGAGAUUCAGGAGUGAAACUGGUGUUGUCGGCUCUGAGGAACCCGGAGUGUAAAAUACAGACACUGUGGCUGGAGGAUGUCGGUCUCACAGAUUCUGGGGCCGAGGAUCUCGUCUCCGCUCUCAGUACAAAACCAUCACUGACGGAGCUGGACCUGAGUGGUAAUAAACUGGGAGAUUCAGGAGUGAAACUGGUGUCUGCGGCUCUGAGGAACCCGGAGUGUAAAAUACAGACACUGUGGCUGGACAGUGUCGGUCUCACAGAUUCUGGGGCCGAGGAUCUCGUCUCCGCUCUCAGUACAAACCCAUCACUGACGAGGCUGGACCUGAGAUCAAACUCUCUGACAGACCGAUCUGUCCCCGGUCUUCGCCGCCUCAUACUGACCCUCCCGAGUCUGAAGCUGAUCGGGCUGUACGGGAAUCGGUUCAGUGAGACUGGGAUGAAGGAACUGAGAUCUCUGCAGGGAGUCAGACCCGGACUGAGAGUGUGGAUCUGAAUGUGUGAACAUCCCCGCCCGCGGGAUGGAGCCGAUUCCCCCCUCCCCUUUAACUACCCCUCCCCCUCCCCUUUAACUACCCCUCCCCCUCCCCUUUAACACUCCGCCCUCCCCUUUAACUCCCCCUCCCCUUUAACUCCCGCCCUUACCUUUAAUGGCCGCGCGCCGGGGCUGAUUCCCAACGGUUUUAACGGAACUGGCUCCGGUCUCGAGCUCGGUGAUCUGGGAAGCGCUCCCGCCGUGACGUAUUUCCGCCCGCUGUCCGGCGGCGCCACUUCCGCCGGAUGUGCGGGUCCGAGACUCUCCCGCGUGCCACCCCGGGGAAUUCCCCGGACGGGAGGAGCCCGGGGGGCCGGGGCUCAGUCUGGGACACCGGUGUCCCGGGAGAGAAUCCUUUUGCCCCCUCUGCUGAGGACGGGGCAUUCGGCUGUCUGGCCGAUAUAAUGGUGUUAAAUUGACAAAUACCUCGGCAAUGACCCUGGAUCCGCAGCGAUCCCGGACACGGCCCCGGAGUGUGAUUGGAUGCAGAGUGACGGGGAGGAACGGGACUGAUUAAUCUACCGGUCACCCGUUGUCGCCGGUCAGUUAAUUGUGAGUGACUGUGAGUGAGGACGGGGCAUUCGGCUGUCCGGCCGAUAUAAUGGUGUUAAAUUGACAAAUACCUCGGCAAUGGCCUUGGAUCCGCAGCGAUCCCGGACACGGCCCCGGAGUGUGAUUGGAUGCAGAGUGACGGGGAGGAACGGGACUGAUUAAUCUACCGGUCACCCGUUGUCGCCGGUCAGUUAAUUCUGUGUGACUGUGAGUGAGUCGGGAACAGUGUGGCGACCCACUUUCUGCGCAGGCGCACCGGCUCACAAAUACCCAGGGAGUAAAUGCCAGCACCAGGAAGUUUGAAUAAACUAGUCUGGAACAGAUUUACCGACUGCGUGUCGUUGUCUCUAACUCUGUAUGUAGUACAUCGCUGCAACAGCUUAUUUAUUCCCGCAAGUCAGCAGCUCACAUACUGUUUAAUUUGCAUUUAUCAUGAUGAAAUCAAUAAACCGCUGUAACUUCC